ACUUCAUUUUCCGUUAAGAUGCAAUAUAGUUCUCGUCAUAUGAAGAAACAUACCAGACUGAUGCCAGUCAUGCCAUCCUGGACUAGGAUUGGGUGUGGCCAUUGAAAUAUGACGUUCUUCUUUUAGACUGCUCUUGUGAAGAAUACAGCUUUGUUGACCAACUCGCACAGUAGUCGGACAGAAGCGAGUAUGCAGUUGACGAUUCUUCUCACAGCCUUCAUGGUUUUUUUUGGGGUCCUGCGCUCCGAAGCCACUGCAGAUUCCACAGAGGUGCCGUCUCCCAGAAUCCUCCAGCCCCAUAGGUCCAAAAUACGAGCUGUUCCAGGAAAGCAGUUGAUUAUUGAAUGUAAAGCAGACCCAGGCCUUCCUGAUGACUUUACCCAUGUCUACUGGCUGGUCAACAGCACCUUCCCAGAGGUAGCCUUCACUGAUGGCAGAGUAUCAGAAACAGAGGAAUCAGCCUCAGAGGACGGCAGGGUGAUCCAGAGGAGUCUGGUGUUAAAGAACGUGACUGCAGAGGAUUUUAAGUCCACUUUCACCUGUGUAAUAAGUAGCCUAGCUGGGCUUGACCGAAGGACUGUCACACUGAUGCCCACAAGGCUAGUUUUCCCUCAUUACCUCACGUCCUCUCCCUUCGUCCUUCACUCACUCCCAACUCAAAACACUAGGGGAAACCGAGAAAGGAAUUUAAGAAGAAACCUAGCAAAAAGGAUCAGGGGGAAGAAAAAAAAACCACGCUAGCAAGAAAUUAGAUUAGAUGGAUGGUCUUAGUCCAGUACUUAACCCUUGUGUGGGUUAAUGAUACAAUUUAAUUAUUUUUUUCAACCUGAGACUCAUUGUCCUUGGCUCAUUUUCUAUGAACAACAUGUAAAAUAUCACUUUCAUUGAGUGCACACUGCACCCCCCUACACAUUUAUAUUACAUAUGUGGUGUUCGAUUCACUGGACCCAAGGGUAAUAAAAGUGCCUGUCUCCCU
Messenger RNA from Salvelinus fontinalis (brook trout), 976 nucleotides. RefSeq lists its product as uncharacterized. The record is from RefSeq and is a predicted model, not a curated record. The transcript is spliced from 6 exons. NCBI's taxonomy places the organism in Eukaryota, Metazoa, Chordata, Actinopteri, Salmoniformes, Salmonidae. The coding region runs from base 190 to 741 and encodes 183 amino acids.